UGACAAAGUGGCUGCUGUACGAGUGCGGGGUCAACCUAAUUCAAGGCAUCCGAGCUUUCCGUGCAAGAUUGGGGAUGGGCAUGAUGGAGGACGAGGGGGAUAAGAUGAGCUGUGCUGCGUCUGUGAGGACGAUGUUUGCUGCGUAGUACGAUCAAUUGAAGUGACAAGAUAUCAUCACAUUAGCCAUGUCUCAGAAUAACCCCAUGUCGACUCUUGCCAAUGGGCAGCCGAGUGAGAACCCAGGUUCAGUCCAGCAAGUUCGCUAUGGAAAAAGCAACGGCGGCCUCAUCGUCUUGAGCGACACUCAAACUAUCGAAGUACUCGCUCACUUUGCUCGCGAACGUAUUCCGGAGAGGAGCGUACAUGCCAAGGCCGCUGGAGCCUUUGGCGAAUUCGAAGUCCUCGAAGAUAUUUCGCAUCUGACUGACGCAGACUUCCUCACGGGCAUCGGCAAGAAGACCAAACUACUCUCACGAAUCUCAACUGUCGGUGGGGAGAAAGGCUCCAGCGACACUGUCCGCGAUGUUCGCGGUUGGGCGACCAAAUUCUACACCGAAGAAGGUAUCCAGGAUUUUGUCUUCAACGAUCUGCCUGUGUUCUUCAUCCGAGACCCAAUCAAGUUUCCGUCCAUGAAUCGCAGUCACAAGAGGCAUCCCCAGACUAAUGUUCCUGAUAACACCAUGUUCUGGGACUUUCAUCUGAAUAAUCCUGAGGGUAUUCAUGCUCUGAUGCACCUAUUUGGGCAGCGCGGUAUUCCUGCGUCGCUGAGAAACAUUAAUGGCUUCAGUGUUCACACCUAUACUCUCAACAAAGCUGAUGGCAGCUAUGUUUACGUCAAAUGGCAUUUCAGGCCUGACGACGGAAUCAAGACAAUGGAUGCAGACACUGCUCAGCGACUAGCAGGCUCAGAACCGGACUACCAUGUCAAAGAUCUCUUCAAGGCCAUUGAGAAAGGUGACUUUCCUUCCUGGGGUGUGUACAUCCAGGUCAUGCAACCUGAUGAGGUCAAGGCUGCACCGAUUGAUGUUUUCGAUGAUACAUAUACUUGGCCUUUUGAGAAGUAUCCUCUGCGACUUGUGGGUAGGAUAACUCUUACUCAGAAUCUCAACAACUACUUCCAAGACUUGGAGCAGGCAUGUUUCUCGCCCUCAAACAUGGUUCCUGGUAUAGGGCCUUCAGCAGACCCUGUCCUUCAAGCAAGAAUGUUCAGCUACCCAGAUGCCCAUCGUUACCGAGUCGGACCCAAUUACUUCCAACUACCCUGCAACAAACCCAUCAACAAAGUCUACGCCCCAUACGUCCGCGACGGCCCUGGCACAAUCAACGGCAACUACGGAGGCGACCCAGACUACGUCGGCUCAGAGAUUCGUCCAGUCAGUAUGAGCAAACGAGUUCAAGUGCCUACCCAUGAAGAUUGGUCUGGCCAUGUCACCGCUUUCGCAACUUCCAUCACGGAUAAGGACUUUGAGCAGCCUAGAGCACUCUGGAAGAUCAUUUGUAAAGAGCCGAAGGGUAAAGAACAGUUCUUGCAUAAUAUUCUUCCGACGUUGAGGGAUAUUCCUGAUAAGAUGAAAGAUCAGGUCGUUGAGUAUUUCGGGCGCGUUGAUGGGGAUUUGAAGACUUGUCUAAAAGAAGGUCUUUCCAAGUAAGACCGGCCAUUGCUAUUAGUCACAGUAUUAAAACAAGGGUAUUAGUCGAUUCAGUCAAUUGACAUGAUUCUGCACUGGGGCGCUGAUGUGAACAAACCUUUUCGGGGCGCGUAAAUCGUUUCAGGGUUGGAUUUUUAGGGACCAGGGGGUGCUAGAAGACCCCACUGAUGUGACGCUGCUGAUCACUGUAACUAUGAGCUAAGCCUCCCGUCCACUUGCUCGAUUGUUUCACGUCGAACCAACAUAAAAGCAUCGGCUGCACGCCCUCAAAUC
This is a messenger RNA of Fusarium redolens, 1922 nucleotides long. Its product is annotated as catalase. Gene Ontology annotation, molecular function: heme binding; catalase activity. Bases 186 to 1649 code for a protein of 487 amino acids. The transcript has 9 exons. Gene Ontology annotation, biological process: response to hydrogen peroxide; hydrogen peroxide catabolic process. NCBI's taxonomy places the organism in Eukaryota, Fungi, Ascomycota, Sordariomycetes, Hypocreales, Nectriaceae. Gene Ontology annotation, cellular component: mitochondrion; peroxisome; cytoplasm. The record is from RefSeq and is a predicted model, not a curated record.